Talaromyces marneffei is the source of this 2127-nucleotide messenger RNA. RefSeq lists its product as uncharacterized. The coding region runs from base 1 to 2127 and encodes 708 amino acids. Lineage: Eukaryota; Fungi; Ascomycota; Eurotiomycetes; Eurotiales; Trichocomaceae. The transcript has a single exon. The record is from RefSeq and is a predicted model, not a curated record.
AUGUCCUGGAACCGUCUUAGCAACUCAUAUCUGAGUCCGGGAUACUCACACCGAAGUCGCCCACCCAGAACCCGCAGUUCUUCGGCGUCGUUUACCGAUACGAUGAGUAAUGCUAUGCAGCGGGAGCUCUCUCAGUCAUCACAUGUAACUGAGUCAUCACAAACCCCCAGCAGCAUACACUCAAACAUCGGUACCUCGAUUACUUCCUUUCCUCCUCCGAACCUUUCAUAUAUACAAAACGAGUCCGAAGCUUUUUAUUGGAGCAGGCCUCAUAUAGCGGUGGAAGAUCAUAGUACUUUUACUUCGGUUGAUCAUCGCCUGCUACCUCUAGAGGCUCCAUUACCACAGCCAACGCCCGACGUCAACGAUCCAUUACUUAAUAUCGAAGCCAACAUCCCUGACCCUAGCGCGUUGCUCGAGCUCAUCAUCGACAGACUGCGACAGGAGUUUGCCACACAUCCAAACCAGACAACUUAUGCACUGAGUUUGGCCCAAACUCAUUUAGGGACCGAUGCAAUCCGGAGACUCAUCGCACCAAGGGUAGUACUCCCGAGAUCACCGUUGCCGCCUUCGACGCCGUCGGCUAUUUCACCUAUUCAUCGUGGUAAUAGCACCUCACAGCGUGACGCCUACCUGUGUAAAUUAUGUCCAUCCGCUGUACGUAUAACUUCCCGCGGCGCUUUCAAAAGACAUGUCAAUGAGAAGCAUGAGGCAAAGUCUAUGUUCCUCUGUAUGCAUUGUGAAUGGACAAGUACACGCAAGGAUAAACUUCGAGAUCAUCUAAAGGCCAGACACUAUAGGGAAUACGAUCGUGAGCAAGAUCUUACCGAAAGGGAACUUGUCAUGGCCGAGCCCAGCAAAUGUGUUUUGUGUGAAACUGAUACGUGGAUGAAUCAUAUACCCCCGUUUCCAUCAUGGGAUAUAUGGUUUGCAGGAAUCGCGGAUCAUUGCCGAAUUGAUGAAAACCCGGAGGAUGAACCGAAAAAAGAACCCGAUACUCCUACAGACCAGGGAGACGGAGAUGCAGGAGGCAAUUCUGGAUUUCUGUUUCCGAAUCUGACAUUUACUCCUGGGUCAAGUGCUGGAAGUGCAUCUCUUUUCCAAGGGCCGUUGGCUUCCGAUUCGGUGUUCACGGGAUGGAGGGUCAACUCGCUGACACAGCAAGCGGAAGAUGACGAGAAAAAAAUCCGCAAACCAAGUGCUGCGAAGACAUGGUCGAACAAAAACAGUUUCGAUUUGAGUGAUAUCUCGAAAGAGUUGUGUGAAUUAUCGUCGAAUGAUCAUCCAUCAAGAUCAAAACCUUCAUCAAGUCGUAUCGAAUCCAUCGAAGUUACACAACAAUGGGCUCCAAAAGAUAUUAUGUUUAUAUCGAAUAUUAUUCAAGAACUUGAUGUAGUGACACUCGUCUUUUCAAUCAACAGGAUAUCUCUUCGUCUGAAUGAAAAGCUACAAGGCACAAAAUCCGAGGACAAUACCAGAGUGACCAUUGAUCCUUUGAUUCUGGGUGAGAAAACGCUAUAUCGCAUUCACUAUGAUCACUCUAUCUCGCAUCAGAUAUUAGCACGCCACUUGAGGCGAUGCCAUAACUCGUUGAAUGCAAUACAGUGGGAAUUAUCAUCACCAUCAAUGGUUCCUGCGGCUGCUACGACAACAGGGCAGCAAGUCCGCCGUCGUAAGCGACUCUCAUCUCUUUGGGCCCGAUUGAGGGCAGUCAGCUUCGUCCUUUCGCUUCAGAAGGAGGUAGCAGUGAAUGACAAUCAUGUGUCAUCAUCACCUCAUCCUUCCAACAUCAAAAAGCAACUCGCUUCAUCUAAACCUGGCCGUCCAGGAUCCACGACGUCUUCUUUCACGUCUGAAGCGUUAGGUUCUCUGUAUAACCUAGCGCAGAAACAUCUUUCCAUCGACUUUGGUGACGACACUUACGAUGAUCCCAAGAAGGACAACCUCAAGUCAUAUUAUUCAAGGUCGCCGAGCGUCAACAGUCCGCUUGGUAUAUUUAGUUUUCUACAAAGUUUGACGGCUGUCAUAUCCAACCCUCAACCGUCUUUGAUGGAGUCGUACGAUAUGACUGAUUUGUAUGGUUUAUUGCAUCGCUCGAUAACGAAUAUAUCCACGACAUCUUUCUAA